Messenger RNA from Humulus lupulus (European hop), 1499 nucleotides. Its product is annotated as large ribosomal subunit protein eL20z. The transcript has 5 exons. NCBI's taxonomy places the organism in Eukaryota, Viridiplantae, Streptophyta, Magnoliopsida, Rosales, Cannabaceae. Bases 804 to 1115 code for a protein of 103 amino acids. The record is from RefSeq and is a predicted model, not a curated record.
AAUCCUUUCUACAUCAAAUUUUUAUCUUCAUCAUUCGAAAAUUCUGUAUUGCAAAGAAAAAUGGGGUAAUCUUUACAGCAAUAGAAAAAACGGUGGGAGAAAUUUGAAGAAGUGACUCUGGAUUUCUUAUCCAUGGUUGAGCUGUUAUAUUUUGCAGGCAUUAUCAGUAAAGACGGUGUUUUGACGUUUUUGUAAAAUGGGUCUUUUGGAAAUCCCGUGCCCCCGUAUUAUUCUUGUCGGUUUUGUUAUUUUAUAUUAAUUUUGUUGUGAUUCCUAAUUUCGGUAUAUAGUGAGUGAGAACUAGAAAACUAUGUCAUAUUUUUGUUAGGGAUUCUGCAAAUUCAUACGAUUGAUUUAUUUUUUUCCUCAGAAGAAAUGAUUAUAUGUGUCUUAGAGUAGAAAAGAAAAUCUCUCUUUAUAUAUAUAUAUAUAUAUAUAUAUAUGUAUAGGCAUUUAUAUGCACAAUAAUUCUAUGGUGUUCUUGAUGUAGUGUCGAAGGUAAGGUUUUUUAUUUUGGGGGCGAACGCUUGAUAAAGUAAUUAGCUUAAUAUAAUUGUGGCUGUAUCCUUUGUUUCUCUUUGCUUUUAAGCAAUUUCAAUUCGGUUCUGGGGUUUGUUGAUAUAGGUUUACACGCACUCGUUUUGAUUCGUAAGUUAUUGAUUGUUUACAAUUGUGGUAUGAGGAUGUUCUUUUCUUCUCAUCUGGGGUUCUGUCAAAACUCACUCGGACUGUGGUUUCGUGUCUAGUGCUUUGGAGGCAAAGAGGAAAGCUGGGAUCUAAAUACUGAUUUGUCUCUGCGACACAUGGAUCAUCAAAGGAUUUCAGCAGAUGUAGUGGAGCAUAAAAACGGCAAGUAUUCUCGGAUUCAAGACGCAGAGGAUCCACGGUUGACCCUGUUUGACAAACCCCUUCCUUGUUGUGGUUGUGGAAUUGGAUGGUUUUCUUUUCUACUUGGAUUUGUAUUUCCAUUGAUGUGGUACUAUGCAACAUUCCUCUACUUUCGAAACUACUAUCAGAGAGACCCAAGGGAGAGAGCUGGACUUGCAGCUUCAGCAAUAGCUGCUUUGGUAUGUACAAUUGCAGUGUCCAUUGCAGUACUUGUUGUUGUUUUAUAAUCCUUGUCAAUAUGAUGCCACCUUUGCUCAUAUUUAGAUAUUUCAGCUUCCUCAAUGAAGCUUAAAGCUGAUGGUAAGAUCAAGAUGAAGCCUCCUUUGCUUACAUAAAUUACCAUGCCCAAGAAAAUAAUAUUGGUGUCAUUUCAGUAGCAUUUUAGUUAUUAAAAGUAAUUUAGUAUUUAAAUUUCUCUUUAAUAUUGUGGAUAACUACCAAUGCUUAGUUCCCAUUCACUGGGAUUUUUCAUACAAGUCAGCUUGGAAUCCAAACUUUGGACAUAAAGUAGAGUAAAAUUGUUUGUAAAUCGUAUUGCAGAUAAAUUUAGACUCGCUUGUAUAUUUGGAAGCAAUUGGAAAAGGGUGAUUUCAGCAUUUUGUAGACAGCAA